AUGACAGAGCAUCCAACCCUGUCAUGGGAGGCCAUGCAAGAUGGCUCCGUCUUCUACAGGCGGCACCAACUGUACUCUAUCCCAGGGAAGCUACCGGGUGACUUGCAGGACUUCAUCGUCGCAGGAUGUCGUUAUGGCGGACCAAUAGCUCUUAUGCGCGAUACCUCCAAACUCGUCGCCGUGAACCGCGCCGCGCCGGCGUUCUCCAAGGCGCAGAUAUCCAUCUACUCCCCGGCCGGAGAGGGCAUCUUGCUUUUCAGUUGGGACCAAGGAAAGAUCGUCCGAUUCGGCUGGACAGGCGAUGAACGACUGGUCGUACUCAAUGAGGAGGGUGUGUACCGAAUAUACGACCUGCAAGGCGAAUACCAGCAAUACUCGCUUGGAAGCGAGGCUGGGGAGCUAGGGAUCAUCGACGCGCGAAUACACGAGUCUGGUCUCGUUGCGUUGACAGGGUCGUUGACGUUCUUCGAGGUGAAGGAGUGGUCAGGAGGGAAGCCACUCACGCUGGCCAAUCCAGGCUUGUCACAACCUCCCCAGUCAUGGGCCGUGAUCCCUCCCGACCAAACUAUCUCGCGACAUGUUGAAGUCCUACUUUCUGUGGAGACGACGAUAUACAGUGUCGACAACCUCGAGAGCCUCGACCAACGUAUAUCCCGCGGACCCUUCACCCAUAUGUCUCCCUCCCCGAAUGGCAAGUCGCUCGCCCUGCUCACCUUUUCUGGACUCCUUUGGGUCGUGUCGACGGACUUUCAGCGCAGCUUGGCCGAAUUCGACACGAGUAUGGUGGCAGGCGCGUCCGGGGACGUACAUCAAGUGGAGUGGUGUGGGAACGAUGCAGUGCUGGUGACCUGGCCCAAUCUUGCAGUGCUGGUAGGACCGUUUGGGGAUACCUUGCAAUACUUCUACUCUGGGUCGACAUUCGCCGUAACAGAGCCGGACGGUAUCCGUAUCAUCGGUCCAGACACCUGCGAUUUCGUGCAAAAGGUGCCCGCGUCCUCAGUCUCAGUCUUCCGUCCCGGCUCGACAUCGCCCUCUGCUAUUCUUUUCGAUGCUUGGGAGAACUUUUCAAGGCGGUCGCCGAAGGCGGACGAAAGUAUCCGCAGCGUGCGUCCAGAGCUCGCAGCGGCAGUAGACGAAUGCAUUGACGCAGCUGCGCGGGAAUGGGAGCCCUACUGGCAGCGGCGCUUGCUGAACGCCGCGAAAUUUGGUCGGUCGUUCCUUGACCUCUACGACCCCACAGAUUUCAUCCAAGUCGGCCAAGCGCUGAAGGUUCUCAACGCCGUGCGCUUCUACGAUAUCGGGAUACCGCUCUCCUACACGCAAUACACGCAGCUCUCACCCACACACCUCAUCUCCCGCCUGCUGGCGCGCAAACUCCACCUCCUCGCGCUCCGCAUCUCUUCCUACCUUGCCCUGCCGCCUGACGCGGUGCUCAAGCACUGGGCGUGCGCGAAGAUCCUCCGCUCGAAGCCGCAGACGACUGGCACGGGCAAGAACGCGGACCUCGAGUCGGGCGACGAGGCGCUGUCCCGGGUCAUCGUCGAGAAGUUUGAGACGCUCGGCAGAGGGAGUAGUGGGGUGAGCUAUGCUGAUAUCGCGAAGAGGGCAUGGGAGGUGGGGAGGACGGCGCUGGCGACGAAGUUGCUGGACUAUGAGACGAAGGCGUCGGAUCAGGUGCCUCUGCUGCUGAGCAUGAAAGAAGAUAAGCUAGCUCUACUGAAGGCGGUGGAGAGUGGGGAUACGGACCUGGUGUACCACGUCCUUCUGCACCUGCAGAAGCGGCUGUCGCUCGGUUCGUUCUUCCGCCUCAUCGAAGAAGGCGGGCCGAAGUUGGCACUAGCGAGCAGGUUGCUGCAGGUGUAUGCGCGCGAGCAGAAUCGCGACAUGCUACGGGACUUCUAUUACUCGGACGAUCGGAGGGUUGAGAGUGCAGUGCUAUGUCUCGAGGAUGCCGCGAGCGCGUCCGACCCGACAGCGAAGCUUACGUCCGUCAAGGCCGCUCAGAAGUUCUUUUCUGAGGAUAAGGACAGGUCAUUUGAAGCUAAGAUGAUGGACGAGAGCGUACGCCUCAUGACGCUGCAGCAAACGCUGGAGAAGGAAGCCGACGGCAAGAUCGCGUUUUUCGGACAGAGCGUCAACGAAACCAUUCGGACGUGCCUCGUCAACGGCAUGGCAAAGCGAGCGGACAAGAUCAAGUCCGACUUCAAAGUUCCUGACAAGCGGUCCGUUCUUAUUGAACAGUUCUGGUACGUCAAGCUCCAAGCGCUGACCUCAAUCCACGACUUCGAGGGCCUCGAAGCGUUCGCCAAAUCGCGGCGGAGCCCCAUCGGGUACGAGGCGUUUGUGAAGCAUCUAGUUGAGAAAGGGCACCAGAAGGAGGCGUUGUCGUAUGUCCCGCGAUGCGACGGCCCGAAGCGUGCCGACUUGUACGUGCUAUGUAACGACUGGCGAGCCGCGGCGAAGGAGUGCAAGGAGCGGGGCGAUAAGGCGAAGCUAGAGCAACUCCGGGAGUCAUGCCCGAAUUCGCUGAUUGCCAGAGAGCUGGAGCAGGUGGCUGCUUCGAUGAAGUAG
Molecule: messenger RNA, 2571 nt
Organism: Dichomitus squalens LYAD-421 SS1
Lineage: Eukaryota; Fungi; Basidiomycota; Agaricomycetes; Polyporales; Polyporaceae
Product: vacuolar protein sorting-associated protein 16
Exons: 12
Coding region: 1-2571 (856 amino acids)
Biological process (GO): intracellular protein transport; vacuole fusion, non-autophagic; endosomal transport
Cellular component (GO): lysosomal membrane; endosome; HOPS complex
Molecular function (GO): actin binding
Source: RefSeq, a predicted model, not a curated record